AUGCCCCUCGGCGGCUCGGUCACUUUCGGAUCGGGAUCCUCCCACGCGAAUGGAUACCGGGAAAAGCUUCGCCAAUUGCUCAUCGACAAUGGCUACACUAUUGAAAUGGUUGGAUCGCGAAGGUCUGGUUCCCUUAGUAACAAUCACAACGAAGGGUGGCGGGGAAUCCGAAUCGACCAGAUCCACAAUAAGGCUCAAAAGAGCAUCCCGUGGCUCCGGCCGAACGUCGUUACGAUCAAUGCAGGAUCUAAUGACUGUAUUCAGCGGUUCGAAAUCGAUUCUAUUGGGAAACGCAUGGACAGGUUGCUGAAAAUGACGUGGGACGCGUCGCCCAGAUCAACCAUAAUCUUGUCGACCCUGCUACCAACCUCGGAUACGAGCGUUGAGGCCAAGAUAUUGCAAACGAACGCCCGGUACCGAGACUUGGCGGAGAAGAAGACAGACGAAGGUAGACGGAUCGCGCUGGUCGACAUGCACAAUGCAGCUGGCCCAAACCUUGACGACCUCGUAGAUGGUGUACACCCCAACGACCUGGGCUACCAAAAGAUGGCGUUAUUGUGGUAUGAAGGAAUCCAGGAUUGUGCAGCGAGAGGUCUGAUAGAAGAGCCAACGUGA
Messenger RNA from Diaporthe citri, 615 nucleotides. RefSeq lists its product as uncharacterized. NCBI's taxonomy places the organism in Eukaryota, Fungi, Ascomycota, Sordariomycetes, Diaporthales, Diaporthaceae. The transcript has a single exon. The coding region runs from base 1 to 615 and encodes 204 amino acids. Gene Ontology annotation, molecular function: phosphatidylcholine lysophospholipase A1 activity. The record is from RefSeq and is a predicted model, not a curated record.